CUCUGGUGUGAGAGGAGGCGGGGCUCUAAUCGUGGACGCCCGCCGAGGGUCCGCAGAUGGGUGGCAGGGCGGGAGAAUCACCCAGCAGGCAAGGGUGGUGCGGGGAGGCGAGGGUUCGUGAGGGUAGCAGAGGGCCUGUUUGGGGUGAGAUAAGAGACUGGGCUAAGGCUGUGCCGGAGGGCCGAGCUCUAGAAGGGAGCGGCUAGAACUUUGUGUGAUGGCAGAGAUGCGCUCCAGCUGUGCUGUCCGGCAUGGCAGCCAUUAGCUACAUGUGGUCGCUGAGCCCUUGAAGUGGGGCUAAUUGAGCAACUGAAUUUUUAAUUUUGUUUAAAAGAUUGGUUUACUUAUUUGAAAGACAGAAAAGAGAGAUCUUCCGUCCACUGGUUCACUCCCCAAAUGGCCGAAACAGCUAGGGCUGGACCAGGCUGAAGCCAGAAGCUUCAUCCAGGUCUCCCCCACGGGGCAGCAGGGACCCAAAUGCUUGGGUCAUCUUCCGCAGCUUUCCCAGGCGCAUUAGCAGGGAACGGAACGCCUCCAGGAGCACGGACUGCCCAUGGGAGAUGAGGGAUGGCGUCCAAGGGGGCCGGCGUGCCUCUCUCCCGCAAGAGCUAUCGGCUGACCUCGGAGACGGAGAGGCCCAGGGUCACAGGCAUUGUGCACGAGAAGCUGCUGAAUGACUACCUGCACCGCAUCUUUUCCUCUCCUGACCACGCGACGCCCACAGCCACCAGCAGGAAACCCUUGAACUUCCAGAACCUUCCAGAACACCUGGACCAGCUGCUGCAGGUGGACAGUGAAGAUGAAGAAAGCCAGGGACAGGUUGAAGGGCGGCUCGGCCCAUCCACCGUGGUCCUGGACCACACGGGUGGCUUUGAAGGGCUUCUCCUUGUGGACGAUGACCUCCUGGGGGUGAUUGGACACAGCAACUUUGGCACCAUCCGCUCUACCACGUGUGUGUACAAAGGGAAGUGGGUCUACGAGGUGCUCAUCUCCUCGCAGGGGCUCAUGCAGAUCGGCUGGUGCACCAUCAACUGCCGCUUCAAUCAGGAGGAGGGGGUGGGCGACACACACAACUCCUACGCCUAUGAUGGCAACCGGGUGCGCAAGUGGAACGUGACCACCACAAAUUACGGCAAGGCAUGGGCAGCGGGGGACAUUGUAAGCUGCCUCAUCGACCUGGACGAUGGCACUCUCUCCUUCUGCCUAAACGGUGUGUCGCUGGGCACCGCCUUUGAGAACCUGUCCAGGGGUCUGGGGAUGGCCUACUUCCCUGCCAUCAGCCUCUCUUUCAAGGAGUCCGUGGCUUUCAACUUCGGCAGCCGUCCGCUGCGCUACCCUGUGGCGGGCUAUCGGCCCCUGCAGGACCCCCCGUGUGCUGACCUGACGCGGGCACAGAGGCUGCUGGGCUGCUUCCGGGCAGUGCUUAGCGUGGAGCUGGACCCCAUGGAAGGGCGGCUGGUGGAGAAGGAGAGCUCUGAGUGGCAGUUGCAGGGCCAGCCCACUGUCCUCCUCACACUGGCCCACAUCUUCCAUCGCUUCGCCCCGCUCCUGCACCAGGUGUACUUGGUGGAGGCUGUGCUCAUGAGCUUCCUGCUGGGCAUCGUGGAGAAGGCCACACCCGCACAGGCGCAGUCGGCGGUGCACCAGAUCCUGGACCUCUUGUGGCUCUUCAUGGAGGACUACGAGGUACAGGAUUGCCUCAAGCAGUUGAUGAUGUCUCUGCUGCGGCUGUACCGGUUCUCGCCCAUCGUCCCGGACCUGGGCCUGCAGAUCCACUACCUGCGGCUCACCAUCGCCAUCCUGAGACAUCAGAAGUCCCGCAAAUUUCUGCUUAGCAACGUCCUCUUCGACGUGCUCCGGUCAGUGGUCUUCUUCUACAUCAAGAGCCCCCUGCGCGUGGAGGAGGCCGGCCUGCAGGAGCUCAUUCCCACCACGUGGUGGCCCCACCGCUCCAGCAGGGAGGGCAAAGACAGCGCGGAGGACCGGGCGGAGGCCGCGGAGGAGCGGCCCCGCCGGAGGGCCUACGAACGGGGCUGCCAGCGGCUCAAGAAGCGCAUUGAAGUGGUGGAAGCCCUGCAGGUCCAGAUCUUGAAGCUGCUGCUGGACAAUAAAGAUGACAAUGGGGGUGAAGCUUCUAGGUACAUUUUCCUGACCAAGUUUCGAAAGUUUCUGCAAGAGAACGCCAGUGGCCGGGGGAACAUGCCCAUGCUCUGCCCCCCCGAGUACAUGGUCUGCUUCUUGCACCGGCUCAUUUCCGCCCUGCGGUACUAUUGGGAUGAAUACAAGGCUUCCAACCCCCGUGCUUCCUGCAGUGAGGAGGCCUACAUCCCACCCCAGGUCUUCUAUAAUGGCAAAGUGGACUACUUUGACUUGCAGCGCCUCGGGGGCCUCCUUUCACAUCUUCGGAAGACCCUCAAAGAUGACCUUGCUUCCAAAGCCAACAUUGUAAUCGACCCGCUGGAGCUCCAGGCGACCACCAUGGACGACCUGGACGAGGAUGAGGAGCCAGCCCCUGCUGCGGCCCAGCGCCCUGUACAGGCCCUCGCCGUGGGGGGUGCCCUGCCCCUGCCUCGGCCCGGCUGGCUCAGCUCUCCAACCCUGGGCCGAGCGAACCGCUUCCUCAGCACGGCAGCCGUGAGCCUCAUGACCCCACGGCGGCCCCUGAGCACCUCGGAGAAAGUGAAGGUCCGCACCCUGAGCGUGGAGCAGAGGACCCGGGAGGACAUUGAGGGCAGCCACUGGAACGAAGGCUUGCUGCUGGGGCGGCCCCCUGAGGAGCCGGAGCAGCCGCUCACCGAGAACUCGCUGCUGGAAGUCCUGGAUGGCGCCAUCAUGAUGUAUAAUCUCAGCGUGCACCAGCAGCUGGGCAAGAUGGUGGGUGUGUCUGACGACGUGAACGAGUACGCCACGGCCCUGAGGGACACAGAGGACAAGAUCCGCCGGUGCCCCAAGCGGAGGAAGGACAUCCUUGCGGAGUUGACCAAGAGCCAGAAGGUGUUCUCGGAGAAGCUUGACCACCUGAGCCGCCGCCUUGCGUGGGUGCAUGCCACUGUCUACUCCCAGGAGAAGAUGUUGGACAUCUACUGGUUGCUGCGUGUCUGCCUGCGCACCAUCGAGCAUGGCGAUCGCACGGGUUCUCUCUUUGCUUUCAUGCCCGAGUUCUACCUGAGCGUGGCCAUCAACAGCUACAGCGCUCUUAAGAACUACUUUGGCCCUGUGCACAGCAUGGAGGAGCUCCCAGGCUACGAAGAGACCCUCACACGCCUGGCCGCCAUCCUUGCCAAGCACUUUGCCGACACGCGUAUCGUGGGCACUGACAUCCGAGAUUCGCUGAUGCAGGCCCUGGCCAGCUAUGUGUGCUACCCACACUCCCUGCGGGCUGUGGAGCGGAUCCCCGAGGAGCAGCGUGUUGCCAUGGUGAGGAGCCUCCUGGCUCCCUAUGAGCAACGGCCUUGGGCGCAGACCAACUGGAUCCUGGUGCGACUCUGGAGGGGCUGUGGGUUUGGGUACCGCUACACACGGCUGCCACACCUGCUGAAAACCAAGCCCGAGGAUGCCAGUUUGCCCAGCCUGCAGAAGCCCUGCCCCUCCACGCUGCUGCAGCAGCACAUGGCGGACCUGCUGCGGCAGGGCCCCGACGUGGCGCCCAGCUUCCUCAACAGCGUCCUGAACCAGCUCAACUGGGCCUUCUCGGAGUUCAUCGGCAUGAUCCAAGAGAUCCAGCAGGCUGCAGAGCGCCUGGAGCGAAACUUCGUGGACAGCCGGCAGCUCAAGGUAUGUGCGACCUGCUUUGACCUCUCGGUCAGCCUGCUGCGUGUCCUGGAGAUGACCAUCACCCUGGUGCCCGAGAUAUUCCUCGACUGGGCCCGGCCUACCUCUGAGAUGCUGCUGCGGCGUCUGGCACAGCUGCUGAACCAGGUGCUGAACCGGGUGACAGCUGAGCGGAACCUGUUUGACCGUGUGGUCACCCUGCGGCUGCCUGGCCUGGAGAGCGUGGACCACUACCCCAUUCUGGUGGCAGUGACGGGCAUCCUGGUGCGGCUCCUGGUGCACGGUCCGUCCUCAGAGACAGAGCGAGCCACGUCCGUGCUCCUGGCUGACCCCUGCUUCCAGCUCCGCUCCAUCAGCUACCUUCUGGGGCAACCAGAGCCCCCAGCACCUGGCGCUGCCCUGCCUGCCCCUGACCGGAAGCGCUUCUCCCUGCAGAGCUAUGCGGACUACAUCAGUGCUGAGGAGCUGGCCCAGGUGGAACAGAUGCUGGCGCACCUGACCUCCGCCUCCGCCCAGGCAGCAGCUGCUUCCCUGCCCACCAGUGAGGAGGACCUCUGCCCCAUCUGCUACGCCCACCCCAUUUCUGCCGUGUUCCAGCCCUGUGGCCACAAGUCCUGCAAAGCCUGCAUCGAUCAGCACCUGAUGAACAACAAGGACUGCUUCUUCUGCAAAGCCACCAUUGUGUCAGUAGAGGACUGGGAGAAGGGAGCCAGUGCCAGUGGUGCCGCCGCCGCCGCCGCCACCACCACCACCACCACCACCUCCACCUCCUCGGCUGCCUAGCCCACAGCAUUCUGGAACCUCCACCCUCGGACCCAGACCCCAGGCUGGGCCCUAUUUAUGAGCUCCCCUCACCCUGCCACCUUCCCUGCCACCUCCAACCUCCUAGCCUGUGUGCAGUCUGAUUGGUGGGAGCCUAGCCACGGCCCUAACUGUGCCUGAGCUGAACUAGGAGUCAGGGCCACAGCGAGCAUUAAAUUAUUAUUCCAGACA
Oryctolagus cuniculus (rabbit) is the source of this 4764-nucleotide messenger RNA. RefSeq names its product ring finger protein 123 (gene RNF123). The record is from RefSeq and is a predicted model, not a curated record. Gene Ontology annotation, molecular function: ubiquitin-protein transferase activity; protein binding. Gene Ontology annotation, cellular component: cytoplasm. Lineage: Eukaryota; Metazoa; Chordata; Mammalia; Lagomorpha; Leporidae.